CAAACACCCACAGCUCUUCCUCUCUCUCCCUCAGUGUCUCCUCUUCAGUCCUCACUCUCAUAUCAUCUCAUUGGCAUUUGCAUCUCUUCAGCAACUACAGCCGCAGCAGCAGCAGCAAAAAACAAAACACGCCCCAUAUGGCCUCUCGUUCCACUUCUUCGCUUUGUACCACCGCGCUUCUUCUCCUGGUCGUUUCUUGGGCAGCAUCCGCUUUUGCCCGCAACUUCUACCAAGACUUCGACAUAACCUGGGGAGAUGGCCGAGCUCAGAUCCUCAAUAGUGGCGACCUCCUCACUCUUUCCCUCGACAAGGCCUCCGGCUCCGGCUUCCAGUCCAAGAACGAGUACCUGUUUGGCAAGAUUGACAUGCAACUCAAGCUCGUUCCCGGCAACUCCGCAGGCACCGUCACCGCUUACUAUUUAUCUUCAAACGGGUCGACGUGGGACGAGAUAGACUUCGAGUUCUUGGGGAACUUGAGCGGCGAUCCAUACAUUCUCCACACCAACGUCUUCAGCCAAGGCAAGGGUAACCGAGAGCAGCAAUUCUAUCUCUGGUUCGACCCAACUGCUGAUUUCCACACCUACUCCAUCCUCUGGAAUCCACAACGCAUCAUAUUCUCAGUGGACGGGACUCCCAUCAGAGAGUUCAAGAACGCAGAGUCCAUCGGCGUUCCCUUCCCCAAGGCCCAGCCCAUGAGGAUAUUCUCGAGCCUCUGGAACGCGGACGACUGGGCAACCAGAGGCGGGCUCGUAAAGACAGACUGGACACAAGCGCCCUUCACUGCUUCCUACAGGAACUUCAAUGCUGAUAACGCCUGCGUUUCGUCAUCUGGGUCCUCAUCUUGCACUUCGUCUUCAUCUUCUUCGGAUGGUAAUGCAUGGCUAUCGGAAGAGCUCGACUCAACAAGCCAAGAGAGGCUGAAGUGGGUUCAGAGCAACUACAUGAUCUACAACUACUGUACAGAUGCCAAAAGAUUCCCCCAAGGCGUCCCUCCUGAGUGCACCAUGUCCUAGACGACACAAGACAUAGGAUUUGUAGAAAAUUCUUCGUUUUUUUUUUUUUUUUUUUUUUUUUUUCCGCUUUGUGAGCCAACUCUAUUCAUUAGUUAAUCUCCCUCUCGAUGUGCUCGAGAAGCAAUUGAUAAUCUUUUAUUCUUUGACAUUGUAUAACAGUCUUGUCUUUACUCAAUGAAACAGAAACUCAUCUUGGAUUUCA
This is a messenger RNA of Eucalyptus grandis, 1215 nucleotides long. Its product is annotated as probable xyloglucan endotransglucosylase/hydrolase protein 23. The transcript is spliced from 3 exons. Gene Ontology annotation, molecular function: xyloglucan:xyloglucosyl transferase activity; hydrolase activity, hydrolyzing O-glycosyl compounds. NCBI's taxonomy places the organism in Eukaryota, Viridiplantae, Streptophyta, Magnoliopsida, Myrtales, Myrtaceae. The coding region runs from base 138 to 1013 and encodes 291 amino acids. Gene Ontology annotation, cellular component: cell wall; apoplast. Gene Ontology annotation, biological process: xyloglucan metabolic process; cell wall biogenesis. The record is from RefSeq and is a predicted model, not a curated record.